UUCAAUCCCUACUUGCCCACCAGUCCACCACACCACGUAGCUGUCUAGCUAGCCGCGCACUACCACAGGCCGGCCACACACUCAUUGCUCGCCACCACCACUCUAGCAUCGCAUGCCCGGCGCCGCCCUCUCUUCCACAGCUAUCUAGCUAGCUCUAUCUACACAUACCUAACAACAAAACUGCCAAGAAUUCAGCCAUAGGAAGAUCAAUCCCAAUCCCAAUCCCAAUUCCCAUAUAACAGAGGCCAUGACGAUCUGACCCGAUCUUUGUUUGUAGCUAUAGAUAGACGUAUGGCGGAUCACCAGGAGAUGAUCCAUCCAGCUGCGGCUGCCGCCGCGGGCGGAGCGAGCCACGGACACGGCGGCGGGGACUGGUGGAGCACGGCGGUGUCGUGCUCGCCGGACCAGCUGCCCGGGUUCGGCGCCGGCUUGUCCCCUGCUGCGGCGGCUGACGGCAGCAACAGGUCGAGGUCUGGCAACACAGCCUCCUCGGAAUCGCCGGGGUCCCACUCACUCGCCACCGGCGGCAGCUCCAUAACCUUCCAAGACCCUGCCGGCGGCGUCGCAGAUCCGUCCGCCGUCGUGCCGCAGACGGCGACCGGUCUUGCCGGCGGCUGGAACCAGCCUUACUACUUGGAUGGAUCUGGUUUCCAUGGCUACAUGAGCUCAUCAAGAGGCGAUCAGGUUCAGCUCGGCCUGAGGAGCCCCUCAUCGAGUAAUAACAGCCUGAUGCUACAAGACCCCCAUGACCCCAACCACCAGUUCCUGUCCAACCUUGGACUGGAGCUGCUCUCGUCGCCAACGCCGACCUCACCGUCCGGCGGUUUCCGGUCCUCGUCGCUGCUGAGAAGCCUCACGGAGCCGGCGGCGGCGGCGAAGCCGUCGCCGGGGUUCCAGCAGUAUCAGCAGCAGACGAUGAACCAGGCGCCCAGCAGCAUCAGGGAGGCUCUGCAGUUCACUAACAGCACGCCGUUCUGGAACCCUUCCGCCGGGUUUGCGGCGGAAGGGACUGCCUCCGGACCACCGUCGGGGCAAUCUAGGCCGGCAAGUCUUGCAGCCAAGAGUACGCUAGAAGGUGCCGGGGACUCUAGCUCCAUCAUCACGAAGAAGGCGAACACCGAUCCAACGCCGCUCAAGAAAGCGAGAACAGGGACACCAUCAUCACCACUGCCGACCUUCAAGGUGAGGAAAGAGAAGCUAGGUGACAGAAUCACAGCACUUCAGCAACUAGUCUCCCCUUUUGGAAAGACUGAUACGGCAUCGGUGCUCCAUGAGACCAUCGAGUACAUCAGGUUCCUGCAUCAGCAAGUUGGUUCACUCAGUGCUCCUUACCUAAAGAACAGGCAGCAAGUGCCCCAUUUGAAGGUCUCGAGGGACGGCGGAGAGGCGGCAGCGGCGAAGGGGGACCUCACCGGCCGAGGGCUGUGCCUGGUACCUAUAUCAAGCACCUUCGCAGUGGCCAGCGAGACCCCGGUCGACUUCUGGUCACCAUUUGGUGCAGCCUUCCGGUAGCAGACAUCGUAUAUAUAUAUGAUGAUGGUCCAGGAACUCUUACUGAUCCUAACUCACAAUUACUAGUGAGCAUAUCUACAUUACUGAAGUAUGAUAUAUGUAUACGUGUAUAUGUAGCUGAAUCUUUGGAAUGGGCCCUUGAAGACUUGGAUCCAUUCUUCAGGUUCAUCAGAGAAUAAGGUGUCAGAUACAUCUAACUUCGCAAUGUGUAACUGAUCAUUUGUUAUCUUCUGAACUAGACGUAUAGUCCGCGCAUUUGCGCGGCUAGUAUUGAAAAUUCAAAAAUUUGCAUGUCA
Molecule: messenger RNA, 1808 nt
Organism: Panicum virgatum (switchgrass)
Lineage: Eukaryota; Viridiplantae; Streptophyta; Magnoliopsida; Poales; Poaceae
Product: transcription factor bHLH112-like
Exons: 7
Coding region: 292-1512 (406 amino acids)
Biological process (GO): regulation of transcription by RNA polymerase II
Cellular component (GO): nucleus
Molecular function (GO): protein dimerization activity; DNA-binding transcription factor activity, RNA polymerase II-specific; RNA polymerase II cis-regulatory region sequence-specific DNA binding
Source: RefSeq, a predicted model, not a curated record